This is a messenger RNA of Guillardia theta CCMP2712, 766 nucleotides long. RefSeq lists its product as hypothetical. The coding region runs from base 298 to 576 and encodes 92 amino acids. The transcript has a single exon. The record is from RefSeq and is a predicted model, not a curated record. NCBI's taxonomy places the organism in Eukaryota, Cryptophyceae, Pyrenomonadales, Geminigeraceae.
GUCUGCCAGCAGGGCUGCGAUGGAGUUGAGAACUCCGGCAAGACUUACAACAAAUGUGGGAAGUGUGGAGCCCCUGACAGCGAGUGCUUGUUGUGCAACAGCACCGACACAAAGACAGGGUCCUGCCUUUCGAUCUACACGUGGACCAAUGUCACCAAAUGCUACUUCGGCACGUAUGUGGACAAGUGCGGGCGGUGUGGAGGAAACAGCACAGACUGUCAGGGGUGCGAUGGCAUUCCUUUCUCGGGAAAAGUUCCAGACAUCUGUGGAGUUUGCGAUGGGCCGGGAACGAGCUGCAUGGGCUGCGAUGGAGUCCCGAACUCAGGCAAGGUGCUGGACUCCUGCGGCGUCUGCAACGGAAACAAUGACAAGGACGCUUGCGGGGUGUGCUUGACCAAACUGGUGGGCCCGCCCAACGAAAGUUGCAUGGGGUGCGAUGGAAGUUUGUACAGCGGCAGGGCCGUGGACGCGUGUGGGGAGUGCGGAGGAUCGAAUCUCUGCAUGUGGAGAGAUGGGCAACUGCCAGCGAAUGACCCCAGCGGACUUGCAGUGAACGUGACGGUCUUUGUAAACUAGUGGGAUGAAGGGCAUGUAGAGGUAAAUCAGAUGGUGUUGAAGCCAAGUCUGCCUCCCUUUCCGUCUUCUUAUCUGUCUGUCUGCCUAUCGGUCUGUCUGUCUGUCUGUGUUGCUGACUGCUGUAAUUACAAUCAAAGCGUCUCACGCGUGCUACGCAUAAGGGCUAGUCGUCAAUAAAUUUGCUAAGUUU